UUGAUGGCAUCUACAGCACUUCAUGCGCUUGGGCUUCUUGAUUGGAACUCUGGAAUCGCAAAAACGACCCGAAUUCGACUGAAAUCAAUAGCAGCAGCAGCAGCCAGUAAGAACUAUGCCGAGAGUGACACAAGUAUUGCGCAGAGCUCGUAAGGCCAUUGAAGACCUGGAUUUGUUGAAAAUCUUGGAUUCUGAGCUCAGACAUGAACUCUCCUCUAUGCGCUACCAGGAUGAUAAAGUUGGUUCAUUUGGGGAUUUUGUUUUGGAAUGGGAUUCUCCUCAGUCUCAAGAUGUUGUUUUGCGGAAAAAAUGUUCAUCAGGGGAAGAAGUGGCGGUUUCAGCUUUGUUGAGUCGUGACACCUUCCAGGGAGAUGGCAGGUUGCCGGGGGAAGCUCUUCUGAAAAUAUGCAUAAAGAAGCCUGGUUUGAGCUCUAUUUUGAAGUUUGAUUGUGUGGCAUCUAACAGAGGAGGUAGUGAACCUGAGUUCGAUAUUCAGAAUGCGCAUUACAUCGCAUCAUCAUCACCCGUUGAUUCUUCAAUUUAUAGAGGCCCCUUAUUCAGUGAUUUGGACCCUGCUUUGCAGCAUGAGCUGAGGCAAUACCUAGCGGCCAGAGGAAUCGAGGAGAAGUUCACCAAUUCCCUCCUCCUACACCUACAUAAGAAGGAGCAAGGUCAAUACAUGAGCUGGCUGCAAAAGCUAAAGGAUACAAUGGUAGAAAACCAGUAAUGUACACAACUGCAGCGCCAACACUUAACUUCCAAAAUUCCAUCUGGUUCUCUCGCCUUCCCAUUGAUGAAGUAAGUAAAGUUGUGACUAAAUUCUGGCUUUGGACGUCUACUUAACUUCCACAUUCUUAGGCGUGAAUGUUAUAGGAAAUAUCCACUGGGAGAUCUUUCCGCAAAAAACUUUUGGCUAUGAAAUGAAUCAGUUGAGGACGCCUUGGUUGGUUGUUCGUUCUUUGGACUUUAAUUCAUUACCGACUUAAGUUACCAACUCUCCCCCUCCUUCUCCCCCGUUGGAUCUAAUUCAUCCUACCCAACGGAUCCAACUGAGACUCGAACAAUGAUCUCUAGCUACUACCUUGUAUUUGUCCUUGUUUUAUAAAAAUGAUUAACUCAAAUUGUAAAAAAAAAAAAAAAAAAAACAACUUCUUGCAUCCAUUUUUGGAAACCAUUUCAAAUUUCUUUCAAUAAUGAAUGUGAAAUCACAAUGAAACCCUUG
Sesamum indicum (sesame) is the source of this 1222-nucleotide messenger RNA. RefSeq names its product Mitochondrial glycoprotein family protein. The record is from RefSeq and is a predicted model, not a curated record. Gene Ontology annotation, cellular component: mitochondrial matrix. Lineage: Eukaryota; Viridiplantae; Streptophyta; Magnoliopsida; Lamiales; Pedaliaceae.